CACCGUCAGACAGCUGCUUAUUUCUCAUUUGUAAUGUUUGUUCCCCUUUUCUCUCUGUGUAUUGUCUUUUGCCCGCAGCCCCCUGUUCAGGCAAUUCAUUCUUCUGCCACAGCAACAUGUGUAUUAACAACUCCCUGGUGUGCAAUGGAGUUCAGAACUGUGUCUACCCAUGGGAUGAAAACCACUGCAAAGAGAAGCGAUCUAAGGGUAUUUUUCAUCAGAUCACUAAGACCCACGGUACCGUCAUUGGUGUCUCGUCAGGCAUCGUGCUGGUUCUUCUUAUCAUCUCCAUCCUGGUCCAGAUGAAGCAGCCGAGGAAAAAGGUGGUAGCUCGCAGGCCCGGUGUUUUCAACAAGGCGGGCUUCCAGGAGGUGUUCGACCCGCCCCACUACGAGCUCUUCUCUCUGCGUGACAAGGAGAUUUCCUCAGAUAUGGCCGACCUUUCCGAGGAGCUGGACAACUUCCACAAGCUGCGGCGCUCCUCCACCAUGUCCCGCUGCGUGCACGAGCACCACUGCGGCUCCAUGGCGACCGGCGGUGGUGGCAGCAUGAAGCACAGCCGCACCACCCUGAGCUCCAUGGAGCUGUCCUACCACAACGACUUCUCCAAGCCACCUCCCAUGAAGACGUUCAACUCCACGUCCAGCUACAAGAAGAGCUGCUACGGCUACAAGCAGCACUCACAGACUCACGACUGCGACCAGCAGGUCAUCGAGGACCGCGUCACAGAGGAGAUCCCAUGUGAGAUCUACGGCCGCGGUGUAGGAGGAGCCACGGGUGGAACCAUGGGACCGAUGGGAACCAUGGGAGGAGGACCGUCAGGGAUUGCAGGAGGAGGGAUCGGAGGACCGGUGGGGAUCACAGGAGGAAUGGCGAUGGCAGGGGGAAUGGGUAUGGGGGGAGGAGCGGGCAUGGCAGGGCCCAGUGGCAUCGCUGGAGGGAUCGGCGGUGGGAUGGCAGGAGCCUGCGGAACCCUCAGUGUCCGCGGCAACAGCGCUCGCAACAGCACCACAAUAGUUGACCCAAACCAUCGCUCCAUGUCCAUGGACUUCUAGACGAGGAACGGAAUGUCUUGAAUUUGACUCAUCGGAAGAAAAGACAGAAGAAAAGGAGACAGGAGAGAUCACAAUAAUCUUAAAUUGAUCACUCCUCUUCCCACUUCUGCCUUUGCCCUUUAAACAGUAAUAAAAUAAUUGCACACUUAAGGAUCUUCUCUCAAACAGUCGCCUGAAGGUUGGAAAACGAAUAGGAUCCAAAAGACACAAAAAAAAACGGAUUUAUGGUUCCAUUAUUAAGGAUUCUGAACGAUGUAGGGUGCAGGAGACAUCUUAUAUCUCCUCCGGUCUAAAACUCAUGUAAUCUGUCCGUUUCAUAAGAAGAGGAUUCUUGCAUGCAGACCCAGACUUCUCUCUGUUUGGGAGCCGAUACGACCAGGUAACCAUUCAGAAACAAAGAGAGAAAAAAGAUGAAGACACACCCCUGACUGAGUUUCUACAUUUAUUCACCUGUCAUGCACAGAUAUAUGAUAUAUAGUGUGUCUUCUAAUAAUUUGAGUCUUUAUUUUUUGUCAGUGUACUGUACUGUUAAAACCAGUAUAUAUCCAGCCUCAUGACGACGCUUGGCUUUUAACUCCUUAAUCUUUUACAGGUGUUGCUCAGAUGAUUUAAUGAUGGUGAUGAUGAUGAGGCUGAUGAUGAUGAUGACGAUGUUAACGAUAUGAUAUAACUAAUAAUUCUGUAAUUUUAAUGGUUACCUUACACAUAAUUGGAAGAUAAACUCCAUUCAGUCUCUCCUCAGGAAGAGCACAUGUAGAGACUUAUUUUAGUAAGAAAUACAGAGAGAGAAAGGUCUAUUCUUGCUCUGUGAACUUUAUAGCAUAUGGGCGUUAUGGCUUUGAGUGAUCAUUUAUGGAAUAUAAAAAUGUGUGGUUUGAGUCCUGGACUGAAUCAAAAAUAGCAACCACCCCACUCCCAAACCCCCUUAGCAGGAGAAAAUAUAAUUUCUCAAUUCCCCUAAUGAACUGAGUGUGUAAAACAAGCACAACCUGUUUCCAUGAGGAGACGGACAUGUAGCCUAAAUGGGAUUUAUGAUUUGAACCACUGGUUGUAUUAUUUCAUUCUGUUGAAUUAAAUGAGAGCAUACUCA
Molecule: messenger RNA, 2145 nt
Organism: Notothenia coriiceps (black rockcod)
Lineage: Eukaryota; Metazoa; Chordata; Actinopteri; Perciformes; Nototheniidae
Product: neuropilin and tolloid-like protein 2
Exons: 3
Molecular function (GO): protein binding
Source: RefSeq, a predicted model, not a curated record